This is a messenger RNA of Nerophis ophidion (straightnose pipefish), 13943 nucleotides long. RefSeq names its product A kinase (PRKA) anchor protein 12a (gene akap12a). Gene Ontology annotation, cellular component: cytoplasm. The record is from RefSeq and is a predicted model, not a curated record. NCBI's taxonomy places the organism in Eukaryota, Metazoa, Chordata, Actinopteri, Syngnathiformes, Syngnathidae. Gene Ontology annotation, biological process: signal transduction; regulation of protein kinase C signaling. The coding region runs from base 40 to 12507 and encodes 4155 amino acids. The transcript has 2 exons. Gene Ontology annotation, molecular function: calmodulin binding; protein kinase A binding.
UUUCAAGCAGAGGAAGAUCCGGAAAAGCCCCCUGAAGAGAUGGAGACACAGCUAAAAAAUAUCACAAUGAAGGAAACGAGCAAAGCAGCUGACCAGGAAGUGUCCUUAGUGGACAGUCAAAUGGUAGAAAAACACGAUGACCUCAAUGAGAGCUUUAAGAAAUUGCUCAAUAAAUUUGGUUUAAAGUUCAAAUUGAAGCAAGGCUCGAGUGACGACGACGAGAUGGGCCAUGUACCUGAGGCUGACACGGAGGAAGUUCCGGUCGAGAGUGUUGUUGAUAGCGCGAUAACUGAGCAGACUAUGACACUAGAAAGUGAAUCAAUGUGUCCAACACAAGGAGAAACAAGAGAGAAGGUCCAGCAGGACACCCAGACACAAAAACCUGACAUACAUGAAGAAUGGACACACAUAGAGACCACGUCUGAACAUGAUCCAGCAUCUAGCUCCGAAGAGGACGUGACUAUGUCGCCCGUUAAAAGGUUUUUCACAACAGGAAUCUUUGCCGUAAAAUGGAAAAAGAGACAGUUGGAGGAAGACGAAAUCAUUACAAGAGAGCUGGUUCAACAGGACGCAGAAGGAACUGCACCAGACCGGCAAGAUGAAACUAAUGAGAUGAAUCCAUGCACUGAUCCUGCCAAAGAUGGCCAAGAAGAAAUUCCAUCAAGACAUCCAGUCACCGAAUCUAAAAUGUCUCAAGAGACAGAGAAUAUUCAAGCCAGUUCUCGGAAAAGGCUCCUGCUAAAAUCCAAUUUGAUUAAACUACCCAGAAAACCAAUUGACGUGGAACUGCCAGGAGGAUGUCAACUAGAACCCACCGGUGAGUCAGACCAGCUUGGGUCCACAAGGAAUUUGACCAUUGAUCCGCAAAAGGAUAAUACAGCAGAGGUGACUGUAGAGGAGGAUAAGACCGCAUGGGCCACAUUUAUUAAAGUCUUAUCGCCAAAGAAGCGUUUAAACAGGUCCUUCUUGGAGGAGAAGGACACAGAAAUUAUGAUAUCAAGGGAAGAGGAGAUACUAAAACGCAGCAUGGAAGACAGCAAGAAGCGCAGAGAUUCCGUUGUUUCCUGGGAUUCUAUUCUUUGUGGUUCUGGAAGUAGGAGAAGUAAUGGACCUUCAGACUCUGAUCAUGAAACACCACAUGCUGAUCAUAUUUAUAGAUUAAAAAAUGGUGUGGAAGAAACAGAAAUUAGUAAAGACAAUAGUGAGAUUCUAGCCUCUUCCUCCAAACAAUCUGGAAGCCCCGUGGAGGUUGAUGGAGAAUCUCCAUGGAACACCUUUAAAAGCCUGCUAAGCCCAAAAAGGAAGGCCAAGCGUGAAGGGGUAAGUGAAAGUGACAUGAUUCAUGAAGACUCCUCGUUUUCAUCAAAGAUUUUCCCAGGCCGGAAAAAGAGAAAGUCUGUCACAAAGAAAGACCAGGUAGCAUCUCCCCGCGAACCUGAUCAAAACCUAAGUCCAGAUGAAUCAGAAAUACCUGCCAUUGUUCCACUGUCUGAAUUUGAUGCUGUUGAAAUGAAUGUUGAAGCAAAAGAGACAAAUGUAGAAAGGAAAGUAUCAAAUGAACCUGACCAAAAAAUCCUUGAACAGGUCACAGAAGUAAAUCAACCGUUAGAUGACCUACAGAGUGUAGACACCACAGUCCAACAAUACUUAGACAACGAGGCACGUACAAAUGAAGACCUUGCGGAGUUCAUUAGCAACCAACUCAGUGAUAUUACAGAGGAAAGCGAAAUGACUCAGACCAUGGCCACACCAGAAUCUGCUACCCAAGAUCUGAUGUCUGAGGCCAUUACUGCACCUCUGUCUGCUGAUUCUACCCUCGCCAAUGACAGCGAGAUGAUCUCUGCAAACUCCCAUAUAUCAGAGCCUUUAAAAACAUCAGGCAACACUACACCAGUCCCUGCUGAACCAGAAGUCAAAGAAACAGAGAGACUUAUGCAGCAGUUUGUUGAAACUAUCUUCACAAUGCCAGAGAUAGAGCCAUUGAUUAAUAGCUCUGCCUCUGAUCAAAUACUUGAAACAUUUGCCCAAGAGGAGCUGAAACCCCUGGAAGGCAACAAAUCUGAUGUUGCCACCACCAAUGAAAAAGAUGAAACUCCAGAAAUGGCAAAUAUAUCUAAAGUCAUAGAAGCUUGCUCAAUUGAAAGUCCACCUCAGAUUCCAAAUAAAGUGCUUGACACCGUGGAAAUGACAAUAAAUGACGUGAAAGAAGCUGACCUGUCCCAGCCGGCAAACACUACAAACAAACUCUACAGUUUUGAUAAGGUCCACGAUUAUGUGGCCUGUCCGAUUGACGUCAAAGGAUUGCUGGAGCUGUUGUCUAAUAGUAAAGAAAAGAUCACGGGGGCGGCUGAAAGCAAAUUUGGAGCAGCUGACCGGGAUGUGCAAACUUUACUUGACACUAUUGACAAACUACCAGUUAAGGAUCAUCCUCAUGUGUUGGAAGGGGACUGGCAAAAAAAAAGAAAACAGAACGAAAAAAGUGUUCAGCAAGUUGAAAAGAAAGUUAUGCUGGAAGAUUUUCCAGCAGAUGAAGUCAAAGGAAAAUCAGAUGACCUUCCAGGAGCAUUCACAGAGGAACCAAAGCCACCAAAAGACAUUUUACCUAAAGUUGUCUUGGAUUCUGCUGCCAAAAGUGAAGUUUUAGAGAAAUGUAUUGUUGAACCAGUAGGAGAUUAUAUAAUUCCAGUUACGAUUAAAUUGGAAAAGGCAACUGUGCCUCUGCCUGAGGUUUGUGCUGAGCCAGAAAACAAAGACGAUGCAGAGGAAUCAGUAUAUGCAUCUAAAAAAGAAAUUAGUCAUGAGAUAAAGAUAACAGAAGAUUUGGAAGCAAAAGAGUUGGAAUUAGAUGACACAAGCAUCCAAGCAAUUAAAUCAAAAGAAACAUCAAAAACAAUAUUUCCAAAAGAAAAAGUGAGAGAAAACCUCAACAAAGAAGAAGACAUCUUUGCAGAAGUAACAAAGACGGAAUAUCCCAAAUCCAAGGUACCUCCAAUUGCUGUUGAACCAGAAAAUGAAGGCCAGAAAUUAGUGGGUGCAGUCAGAACGGUAAUUGAAACUGAAAAAGCCGCUACAAAAAAAGAACAAAGAACAACAGAAGGCAUUACUGAUAAAAGAACUGUUCCAGUUGAGGCGACUGUGCCAGUGACAGAAAUGAUUGUCAAACAAGAAGACCAGGAAGCAGUGGAUGCAUCCAAAAAUGAAAUUUGUCAAGAAAUAGAGGUACCAGAAGAUGGGGAAGUAACAAAGUUGGAAUCAGAUGACACAAACACCCAAGCAAGUAAAUCAGAAGUAGAAUCUAAAAACAUAUUUUCAGACGAAAAAGCAAGAGGACACUUUAAUGAGGACAUCAGGUCGCUAGCUGAAAACAACGAGGCGCAGGAAGACAAAAACACCAAAGUAACAGCUGCACUUGAAUUUGAAUUCAACCAGGAACAAAAGGUAUUGAAAGCAGCACAGAAAAGCCAAUUGGAAUCUGGUGAAGUUGACGACCAAGCCAUUCACCACAAAGUGUUAUCAGAAGAAAUUAUUGCAGAAGAAUGUUUAGCUGAACAACUCAAAAUGGAAACUGUUCCUCUGCCUGAAACUAAAGCUGUUCAAGAAGAAAAAGGUCAUAAGGCACAGGAUGAUGAAUUCCAAAGUGAACUCAUCAAAGACGUGGAACAAGUUCAAGUGAAUGAAGAUGAUGUCCAAUUAGUUAAAGCUGAAGAAAUAUCAGAAUGUAGGCUUACAGAAAAACCUGUGAAAUGUCAAGUCCAAGACAGAAGUGUGUCUCUGACUGAGGUCAAUGUUGAGACUAUAAAGCAAGACAUGAAGAAUGUGGAUGCAGCCACAGCUAAACAACAGGAAUCACUAGAAUUAGUACAAAGCACAGAUGAAAUUAUGAAAAAGAUAGAAGCUGAAUCAUUAUCAACACAGAGAGAAUCAUAUAAAGUCAAUGUCCACUUAUUUGAUACUAAAGAAGAAGCCAUCUUUUCAGAAGAAACAAAGACGGAAUAUCCCAAAGACAAAUCUGAGGUGCCUCCAACCGUCGAUGUUGAACCAGAAAACGAAGGGCAGAAAUCAGAGGGAGUAGCCAAAACUGAAAUUGCACAAGAAAAAGUUGAUACAAACAAGGAACAAGAAGCAACAGAAGGCAUUACUGAAGAAGGAACUGAUCCAGUGGAGGAGACCGAGCCAGUGACAGAAAUGAAUGUCGAACAAGAAGACCAGGAAGCAGUGGAUGUAUCUAAAAAUGAAAUUUGUCAAGAAAUAGAGGUACCUAAAGAUGGGGAAGCAACAAAGUUGGAAUCAGAUGACACAAACAUUCAAGCAAGUACAUCAGAAGCAGCUUCCAAAAACAUAUUUUCAGAAGAAAAAGCAAGAGAAGACUUUAAUGAGGACAUCAGGUCGCUAGCUGAAAACGAGGAGCGAGGAGACAAAAACACCAAAGUAACAGCUGCACCUGAAUUUGAAUUUACCCUGGAACAAAAUGUAUGGGAAGCAGUACAGAAAAGCCAAUUGGAAUCUGGUGAAGUUGACGACCAAGCCAUUCACCACAAAGUAUUAUCAGAAGAAAUUAUUGCAGAAGAAUGUUUGGUUGAACAACUCAAAAUGGAAACUGUUCCUCUGCCUGAAACUAAAGCUGUUCCAGAAGAAAAAGGUCAUAAGGCACAGGAUGAUGAAUUCCAAAGUGAACUCAUCAAAGACGUGGAACAAAUUGAAGUGAAUGAAGAUGAUGUCCAAUUAAUUAAAGCUGAAGAAAUAUCAGAAUGUAGGUUUACAGAAAAACCUGUGACAUGUCAAGUCCAACACAGAACUUUGUCUCUGACUGAGGCCAAUGUUGAGACUAUAAAGCAAGACAUGAAGAAUGUGGAUGCAGCCCCAGCUAAACCACAGGAAACAAUAGAAUUAGUACAAAGCACAGAUGAAAUUGUGAAAAAGAUAGAAGCUGAAACAUUAUCAACACAGAGAGAAUCAUAUAAAGUCAAUGUCCACUUAUUUGAUACUAAAGAAGAAGCCAUCUUUGCAGAAGAAACAAAGACGGAAUAUCCCAAAGACAUAUCUGAGGUGCUUCCAACUGUCGAUGUUGAACCAGAAAAUGAAGGCCAGAAAUCAGAGGGAGUAGCCAAAACUGAAAUUACACAAGAAAAAGUUGAUACAAAUAAGGAACAAGAAGCAACAGAAAGCAUUUCUGAAGAAGGAACUGUUGCAGUGGAAGAGACAGAGCCAGUGAAAGAAAUGAUUGUCCAACAAGAAGACCAGGAAGCAGUGGAUGUAUCUAAAAAUGAAUUUUCUCAAGAGAUAGAGGUACCUAAAGAUGGGGAAGCCACAAAGUUGGAAUCAGAUGACAAAAACAGUCAAGCAAGUACCUCAGAAGUAGAAUCUAAAAACAUAUAUUCAGACGAAAAAGCAAGAGGACACUUUAAUGAGGACAUCAGGUCGCUAGCUGAAAACAACGAGGCGCAAGAAGACAAAAACACCAAAGUAACAGCUGCACUUGAAUUUGAAUUUAACCAGGAACAAAAGGUAUUGAAAGCAGCACAGAAAAGCCGAUUGGAAUCUGGUGAAGUUGACGACCAAGCCAUUCACCACAAAGUGUUAUCAGAAGAAAUUAUUGCAGAAGAAUGUUUAGUUGAACAACUCAAAAUGGAAACUGUUCCUCUGCCUGAAACUAAAGCUGUUCCAGAAGAAAAAGGUCAUAAGGCACAGGAUGAUGAAUUCCAAAGUGAACUCAUCAAAGACGUGGAACAAAUUGAAGUGAAUGAAGAUGAUGUCCAAUUAGUUCAAGCUGAAGAAAUAUCAGAAUGUAGGCUUACAGAAAAUCCUGUAAAAUGUCAAGUCCAAGACAGAAGUGUGUCUCUGACUGAGGUCAAUGUUGAGACUAUAAAGCAAGACAUGAAGAAUGUGGAUGCAGCCCCAGCUAAACCACAGGAAACAAUAGAAUUAGUACAAAGCACAGAUGAAAUUGUGAUAAAGAUAGAAGCAGAAGCAUUAUCAACAGAGAGAAAUUCAGAGAUUCAUACCCACUUAUUUCAUACUAGAGAAGAAGCCAUCUUUGCAGAAAAAACGAAGAUGGAAGGACCAAAAGAAAAAGACAAGGUGCCUCCGACUGUCAAUGUUGAACCAGAUAGUGAAUCAGUGGACGUAGCCAAAACUGAACUUAAACAAGAACAAACUGUCGGAAAAGAAGACAUUGCAGGAGGAAUCACUGAAGAAGAAACUGUUUCAGUUGAAGGGAUUAUUCCACUAACAGAAAUGAAUGCCACACCACAGGACCAAGAUCAGGAAGCAGUAUAUGCAUUAUCAAUUGAAUUUAUUUCAGAAGGCUUUGAAUCCGAGGAAAAUGAAGAAUUUUACACACCAGAAAUCACAGAGGAGUUAGACACAUUUGCAGCUGAACAUGUAUCUAUAGACAAAGUAGAAAUAAAUUGUGCUCAGAUACUUGAACAGGUCAUUUAUAAAGAAAAUGCAGCAUCUUGUGGAGAUCUUGAGGUGGGCCUAAGCGAUAUGGGAUCUACACUUACAGAAGAAAAAGGUGAUCUUAGAGAUGUAGAGAUGAGAACUGAUGCUCACCUAAAAGAGGUCUCAUCUUCACUCGCAGCUUUGGUUGAAAAAACAUCUUUUAUAGACGAACCCUUCAUAAGCUCAUUGACAAACCAGCCAGAGGAAACAGCUGUGACUGAAACCCAGCUAAGGAAAGACAACAUUACAGAGACUGCACAGAGGAGCAAUGAGGUCACGGCUUUGCACGUGAUCGAGGACGACCACAGAAUGCAAGUGCAAGUAGUGGACGUUGGCGUCACAUCAGGCAAGAGAAUCGUCGAUUCAACGGUAGAGGUCGCAGUAAAAGAAGACAAACCAGUCAUGGCUGUGUGUCACAGAAAUAUUGAUAGAGUUGAAAAUGUUUCCGCAUCUUUUGAAGUUACGGAAGUAUCUAAUGAGAAAAAGGCGGUAACGCUGCAAAGGGUUGUUCAACACAUGAAGAGGACCCAAACCAGAACAUUGCCAGAAUCUGUUAAUGACAACUUGAGGGAAAACGUUUUUAAAAAAGAGCCAGAUGAGGGGCCUGCUUGUCAAAGUGAGAAUCUGACACAAGAGUCUCAUCAAAAAGAUGUCCAACAAAGUGUAGAUCUCUUAAUGUUUCAAGAGGGAAAAAACAAAGAUGUUGUGGGAAAAAGUGAAGUAUUAGUCCUUGUGAAUGACUAUGAUAUGAACACUUCUGGAACAGAAACUAUCCGAAGACAAACAAUACCACCCACUGACCCCGCAGUACCACAACCUAUUUUAUUGAAAGAGCAGAACAAAGCACAAACUUCCAUACCAAGUACAGUAGAGACAAAGGAGGAAGAACAACAAGUUGUGGCUCAAGAUGGGGACGCCCAGGCAUUGGAAGUAGAUGAAAAAACAAUGCUAAAUGAGGAAACUUUAUCCCAAACACACAGAGCUCAUAGGCAGAAAGACACAGAGCCAACCAAAGAAGGUUCUGAUACACUGGUAGUGGAAGAGUCCUUAUGCCAAAUAGACCUAGUUGUUAGUUGUGAAGAGACAGAAGUGACUAAAGGUUUUCAAGCCCCAGUGGAGGAAGAACCAUUUUCCCAAAUAAAUAAAGUUCAUAGCCAAAAAGUGACACCAAUAACUGAGAAAGUGGUUCAGGCCAAAGUUGCAGAAGAGCCUUCAUGCCAAAUAGAUACCAUUUGUGAUGAUAAAGAUAUAGAAGCAACUGAUGAAAGUGCUAAGGCAUAUGUAGCGGAAGAACCCCUGCCCCAGAUAAAUCUAGUUGAUGGCCAGAAAGAGACUGAAGUAACCAAUGAUGAUGUUCAGUCACUGAAAGCAAAAGAGUAUUUAACUAAAAUCAAUACAGUUGAUAGCCAGAAAGAGGUAAACAAGGAUGUUAAACAGGCCCUAGUAGAUAUAGAUGAUAACCCCCAACAGACAAAGAUAACUGAGAUUAGUGUUGUGGCACUAGAAACAAAAGAGCCUAUAAUUGUAAUGGAUACAAAAGAGCCAGCAGAAGGAUCAUUAUUUCAAACAGAAAGUCUUCAGGCCCGUGUGGCAGAAGACUGCUUGUCAGAAAGUCAAACGGUUACCGAGGUAACUGAGGUUGGCAGUCCAACUUCAGGAACUCAGCAGAAAACAAACGCGGGCCCCACACAAACAAAACUACCUACGGAAGACGUUCAGACAGUAAUUGCAGAGAAGUCCUUCACCCAAAUAGAUACGAAAUGGACAGAGUUUACUGAGGAAGUUGUUAAGGCCCAAGAACUGGAGGAGCACUUAUUCCUAAGACACAAGGAUACUGGGCAAACUGAAGAACAUGUUCAGGUAUCAGAAGCCAAAAAGACCAUAUCACACACAAAUUCUGUAAAUAUUCUCCAGCAGGCAGUUAUUAAAGGGGAAGGUAUUCAGACCUCAAGAACCCAAGAGUCCUUAUCCACAAAACACCCAGAAGACACACACAGACAGACCUCACUAACUGAAGAACAUCUUCAGGUACAAGAAGCAGAACAGAUUGAAUCACAAAGAGAUGCUGCCAAUAUUCAUCAACAGGCAGAGAAACUCGUGGAACCAAUUCAUCCCCAAGAAGUAGAAGAGUCCUUAUCCCAGACAGAGCUAGCUGAGAACCAGAACUUGUCAGUGAAAGCAGAGGAACAUGAUCACGCAACAGAUCCAGAGGAGUCCAUUUACCAAGAGACGAUUGAGAGCAACCAACACACAGAGCGAGAUGUAACAGAGGAACAUAUUCAAGAACUAAAAGCAGAAGAGUCCUUAUCGAAAACAGUCGUAGCAGACACCCAAAAACACAUAACAAUAACUGAAAAACAUGUUCAAGAACUAGAAGCCGAUGAGACCAUAACGCAAACAGAUUCUAUAUACAUCCAUCAACAGGCAGAACAACCUGAGGAACUUAUUCAGGUCAAAGAAACUGAAAAGUCAUUGUCCUGGAGAGAGCCUGUGGACAGCCAGAAACUGUCAGCAAGAACAGAGGAACAUAAUCAAACAACAGAAAUGGAAGAGUUCAUUUACCAAAGAACAGCUGAGACUCACCAACCGACAGAGAUAACAGAGGGGCAUUUUCAGGCACAGGACCCAGAAGGGCCCCCAUCCGAAACCAAUACAGUCGAAAGCCACAAAAAUACAGUGCUAACAAAAGAACAUGUUAAACUAAAAACAAACAAAUACUUAACCGGAAUGGAUCCAGUUCAAAUCCAAAAAGAGUCAGAACUAGCGAAAGCACAUACUGAGGAACGAGAAGCAGAAAAACCUUUAAACCAAACAUAUGCAUUAAAGAGAAAGAAAAAGGUAGAGGUACUUCAAGAACAUGUUCUGAAACUAGAAGAGCCUAUAUCUGAAACAAAUCUAAUAGACAGCCAAAAACAGACAGCACAACAGCAGGAACAUGUUCAGGAACCAAAAGCACAAACAGAACAAGUUGAGCAAGAGAAACAGACCAAGCUACCCAAUGAACAUGUUCAGGAACCAGAACCAGAUGAGCCUUUAUCCCAAAAAGAUGCAGUUAAGAGGGAAAAACAAAUAGAGGUGCAUAAAGAACAUAUCCUGAAGCUAGAAGAGACUGUAGUCAAAACAAAUCCAGUUGACAGCAACAAACAAAAAGAGCAACCACAGGAGCCUGUUCAGGAGCAAGAACCUCAAACAGAUCUAGUUGAGAAGGAAAAACAGACCAAGCUACCUAAAAAACAUGUUCAGGAUCCAGAACUUGACAAGCCAAUAUCUGAAACAGAGCCAAUUGAAAGCAACCGACAAACAGAUGUUACUGAAGAACAUUUUAAGGAACGAGGAACAGAGCAGCAUUUAUCCCAAACAAAUACAGCAGAGAGCCAUAAACAGACAGAGCGAACCGAAGAACAUAUUCAGGAACCAGAACAGUAUGAGCCCUUGUCAAAAACAGAUCCAUUUGAGAGCCACAAAAAUAAAGUGAAACAUGUUGAAGACAAGUCCAUAUCCAAUGAAAGUUCAGUUGCAAAUCAGAAAACGACAGAAUUGCCUAAAGAAAAUGUUGAGAAACUAGAAGCAGAGAGAUUCUUAUCCAAAACCGAUACAGUUAACUACCGGAAACCGACAGAGCAGGGACUUGAUCAGGAACAAAAAGCAAAGGAAUCCUUAUCCCAAACAGAUCAAAUUGAGAGCCACAGGUGGAUAAACUUACCUGAAGAACCUGUUCAGGAACCAGAAACAGAUGAGCCCUUUCCCCAACCGGAUACAGUUAAGACAGAGAAACAGAUGGGGAUACCUAAACAUCAUAUUUUGGAACUGGAAGAGCCUGUAUCCAAAACCGAUUUAGUCGACAGUCACAAACAGACAAAGCAACAGCCAGAGCUUCUUCAGGAACCACAACAUCAAACACAUCUACUUGACAAGGAAACACAGACCGAGCUAGCUGAGGAAUUUGUUCAGCAACCAGAACCAAAAGGGCCCCUAUCCGAACUAAAUACAGUUGGAAGCAAAAAUAAAGCGCUAACAAACAAAAAUAUUCAAAUAGAAGCAAACCAGUACUUACCUAAAACAGAUCGAGAUCAAAUCCAGAAAGAAACCAAAGUAACCAAAAAACAUGCCCAGGAAAAACAAUCAGAGGAGCCUUUAUUUAAAACAAAUAUAGCAGAAAGCCAGAAACAGGCAAAGGCAACCAAAAAACAUGUUCCAAAACCAGAACCAAACGAGCCUUUAUCUAAAACAGAUCAAUUUGAGAGCCACACAAUGAAAGACCUAACAGAGGAAGUUGUUGAGAAACCCGAAGCAGACAAGACCAUAGCCAAAGAAAGUCCAAUUGCGAGGCAGAAACAGACAGAACUACCUGAAGUACAUGUUGAGAAACCAGAAACAGAAGAGUACCCAUCUGAAACAGACGCAGUUGAUAAACAGAAACUGACAGAUCUACCGCAGGGACUUGUCCAAAUACAGGAAGUGGAGGACAACUUGUCCCAAACAGAUCCAAUUGAGAGUCACAGAAUGACAGAAUUACCCGAGGAAUGUGUUCAGGAACCAAAAGCAGAAGGGCUACCCAAAACAGAUAGCGUUGAGAGCCACAAAAACAAACCGCUGAGAGAAGACUAUAUCCAACCGGGAGCAAAGGAGUACUUAUCUGAAACAGAUUCAGUUCAAAUUCCGAAAGCGACAGAACUAACCGAAAAAGUUCAGCAAAAAGAAGCAGAGGAGCCAGUAUCUUCAACAAAUACAGCACAGAACCGGGGACAGGCAGAGCUAAAUGAAGGACAGAAAGAGCUGUUAUGCCAAAGGGACAAAGUUGAGAUCCAAAAUCAGACUGAACUAACCAAAGAACAAGUUCAGGAAGCAGAACUAGACAAGCCACAAUCUGAAACAGAUCCAUAUGAGAGUUCAAACAAAAAAGUGCUAACAGAAAAACAUGUUGAGGCACCAGAAACAGGCGAGUCCAUAUCCAAAGAAAGUCCUGUUUUGAGCCAGAAAAAGACAGAAGUACUAAAUGAACAUGUUGAAAAACCAGAAACGAAGGCGCAGUUAUUUAAAACCGAUGCAGUUGACAUACGGAAACAGACAGAUCUAAUGCAGGGAUUUGUGGAAGAACCAAAACCUCAAUGUAAACCAUUAGGGAGCUACAAACUAAUAGAUCUACCCAAAGAACAUGUCCAGGAACCAGAAGCAGGUCAGCAUUUACACCACACAGAUGCAGUUAAGGAAAAACAGACAAACCUAUCUGAAGAAUACAUUCCGGAACUAAAAGAGUCUGUAUCAGAAACAGAUCCAGCUAAUCACCACAAACAAACAGAACAGCACAAACUUAUUCUGAUAGCAGAAACCCCAACAGAUCUAAGUGAGAGAGGGACACAGACCGAGCUACUUGAGGAACAUGUUAAGGAACCAAAAGCCCAAACAGAUCUAAGCGAGAGAGAGAAACAUACCGAUCUACCUGAGGAACAUGUUCAGGAACCAGAAGCCGAAACAGAUUUAGGUGCGAGCGAGGAACAGACCGAGCUACCUGAAGACCAUGUUCAGGCCCUCGAAAGCGAACGGACUGUGUUGCAAAAUAACCCAUCACAGAUCGAGAAACAGACACAAGGUCACCCCCAAGAACAGGAAACCGAUCCAGUUGUCAUCAACAAAGAGAAAGAGAAAGAGAAAGUUCAUGUUAAGAUGAGCAAGACCGCAGAAUUGGAUUCAACAGAAACCAAAAAUCCUCCAACCCUGAUGAAUUCUGCUGCCAAACCAACAGAAUCUUUAGAAGUGGUAGAAGAAACCCCAUCCACACACAGCCAAAUACCAGAGGCCUCUAUCAAAGAAGCAGAGGAGAACAAGCAGGACGUAUGGAUGAACGCUGAGGAAGGCAUCAACAUUCAGGAGAAAGCUGAAGCCUCCUCGUUCUCUGACCAGCCUCUCCAAGAUCCAGAAGCAGCGUGCUCAGUGUCCGAGAACCUGUGCGAGAACCUGUCCGAGAACCUGUCCAAUCCCAACCCCGACAACCAAGACAGUGUCGGGGAAGAUUUUGCUGUGGCCCUGGAAAAUACCGAAAGCGUUGCUGCCAUCGAGCGGGAUUAAGUUUAUAUCAACCGUCUUAAAAGCGUUGGAGUCUGCUGCCGCACAGGAGGACGCAACAGGAAGGAACUCCAGGAAAAAGGCAUUUGCCUGCGUCUCUUUCUUUCUGAUCGCCUUCAGCCAAAUUUAUUUUUGUUAGUAUCACUGCUCAAAACACUUUCUAUGACCAAGAGCUCACACAAGUGACGUUUGAUCAGCACUCUCAAAUAGAUUUCUAAUCGCAUUGUGACAUUUGGUCUAGUUCAUCAAUGUUUACACACCCUAUUUUUCGGAUUAUAAAUCGCUCCGGAGUAUACGUCGCACCUGCCGAAAUACAUAAUAAAGAAGGAAAAAAACAUAUAUAAGUCGCACUGGAGUAUAAGUCGCAUUUUUUGGGGACAUUUAUUUGAUAAAAGCCAACAGCAAGAAUAGACAUUUGAAAGGCAAUUUAAAGUAAAUAAAGAAUAGUGAAGAAGAGGCUGAAUAAGUGUAGGUUAUAUGAGGCAUAAAUAAGCAACUGCUAUGUUAACCUAACAUAUUAUGGUAAGAGUCAUUCAAAUAACUAUAACAUAUAGAACAUGCUAUACCUUUACCAAACUAUCUCUCACUCCUAAUCCAUAAAUCUUCUUCCUGGAUGUGGCUUCUAAACAACUCUUCCUCGCCGCUUCCUUUUGUCCUUUUCUGCUGCAUAUUUCACUACGUCCAUCUUGUCAUCUGCACUACAUGAUCUCCUUUUCAACGCCAUUUUUCUUCUCACUUUUUAUAAGUUAUCGCCAACCAUGAAAUGAUCCAUUUUAAUAGCUACGGCAGUAGCAUAUAGCAGUUAGCAUUCCAUGACCCACAAUGCACUUCUGCCAUGACCCUCCCCCGCCCAAUUCUUAUUGGUUGACGUGUGUGUGACGAUUGCUGACAUUUUCUUGGUCUCUUCCGCGAAUGAGAUAAAUAACAUGAUUUGAUAUUUUACAAAUUCACACAUAAGUCACAAACUAUGAAAAAAACUGCGACUUAUAGUCCGAAAAAUACGGUACUGUAGUUCAUUGCACCAUUUAAUACUAUUUUUGAUUGCCUGUUUAAAAUGACAUACUUUUGUUGAAAUGUUUGUGGGUACAAACAAUGGUUCCUAGAUUUCACAAUGUGUGACACACGUUUGCAAUAAGACACUUCCAUUUCCUUUAUUUACUAUAUCUUCUUAUUCAUAUGGGAUCCAUGCAAUAGUUCCGCUGCCCAUGACAUUGCACAUUGUAAACAUGCAUGAACAAUAUGAGCAUGACUAUUGAUGAUCGAUAUUACACGCAGCACAAUCUAGGAUUCAAAAUAGCUUAAAACAACUUUUACAUAUUUGUUAGCACUUUCUGCAUAUCUGUUUGGAUCAGCUACAUUUUUUCACAUACUUUUACCCCAAAAUGCUGAUGUCAAAUGUUGUGGCCUUAACUGAAGAAAUAAAAAAAAACUGCAGUUAU